Messenger RNA from Miscanthus lutarioriparius, 1254 nucleotides. The record is from the annotation of a GenBank genome assembly. NCBI's taxonomy places the organism in Eukaryota, Viridiplantae, Streptophyta, Magnoliopsida, Poales, Poaceae.
AUGGCAGCUCCGCCAGCGCUCGCGCGGGAGCUGCUGGACGCGGCGCGGGCGCCGGGGUUCGUGGAGUGGCAGCGCGGCGUGCGGCGCCGGAUCCACCAGCACCCGGAGCUGGCCUUCCUGGAGCACCGCACCAGCGCGCUCGUGCGCGACGAGCUCGACGCAAUCGGCGUCCCGUACGCCUGGCCCGUCGCGCAGACGGGCGUCGUGGCCACCAUCACCGGCCCCGCCGCGGCCGGGGGCCCCGUGUUCGCGCUCCGCGCCGACAUGGACGCGCUCCCCAUCCAGGAAAUGGUAGAAUGGGAGUUCAAGAGCAAGGAAGACGGGAAAAUGCAUGCGUGUGGCCAUGACGCCCACGUGGCGAUGCUUCUCGGAGCAGCUAAGCUGCUUCAGUCUCGGAGGCACGAUUUGAAGGGUACAGUGAAGCUUGUCUUCCAGCCGGCCGAGGAGGGCCACGCCGGCGGCUACCACGUCCUCAAAGAAGGCGUCCUGGACGACGUGCAGGCCAUCUUCGCCGUGCACGUGGACACGGGACUGCCGGUAGGCCUCGUCGGCUCCAGGCCAGGGCCGGUCCUCGCCGGAGCGGCUCGGUUCACGGCGACCAUCACGGGGAAAGGUGGGCACGCGGCGGGGCCACAGCACGUCGUCGACCCGAUCGUCGCGGCGUCCUCCGCUGUCCUCAGCCUCCAGCAGCUCGUUGCUCGCGAAACCGAUCCGCUACAAGGCGCAGUUGUGUCAGUGACCUUCAUCAAAGGAGGCGAAGCUUUCAAUGUCAUCCCGGAAUCCGUCACCAUGGGCGGCACCUUCAGGAGCAUGACGAACAAUGGCCUAUCCUAUCUCAUGAAGAGAAUCAGAGAGGUGAUAGAAGGACAAGCCGCUGUGUGCCGGUGCGCAGCAACGGUGGACUUCAUGGAGGAGAAGAUGAGGCCGUACCCGGCCACCGUGAACGAGGAGGCGAUGUACGCCCACGCCAAGGCGGUGGCCGAGAGCAUGCUGGGCGAGGCCAACGUGAAGGUCCGGCCGCAGGUCAUGGCGGCGGAGGACUUCGGCUUCUACGCGCAGAAGAUCCCGGCCGCCUUCUUCAGCGUCGGCGUCCGCGACGAGGGGACGGGGAAGGUCCACCAUGUGCACUCACCGCACCUCCAGAUCGACGAGGGCGCGCUCCCCAUCGGAGCCGCGUUCCACGCCGCCGUGGCCAUGGAGUACCUGAACAAACACGUCUCGCCGGCGGCGAGCGAGGCCCAGGCGCCCAGCUAG